AUGUGCUCGCAAGACAUCUCCGUUACUCAUUUCUAUAUAAGGGAAUCUUAUCAGUUAUAGUCCAAGUAGUUAACGUUAAACAAAUACGAGUUAAACCAUUAUAGUUAUAUGUAUGUACAUGUACGUGUAUACAUAUAUGUUAUUGCAGUCACUGAGACAUGAGACAGCAUGUGGAGGAGCUUCAAUGUGACGUUCAAGGUUAAAUGGUGGCUAAUUGGCCUGCGCGCGCAGCAGCAGCAUCCCACUCCCACCACCAGCACCAGCGCCUUCGUAUCUAGGUAAUAAACGUUAUUGAUAAUAACAGAAACAUUGCUCGGUCACAGUCAGAGUGAGUGAGUCUCAGUUGGAAUCAUGGCACCAAGGCAUAUACUUGAACUCAGUGUGGAUGAGCAGCGACGCUUCAUCGACUCCUUCGAUCUGAUGAUCAGUGACUGCGAUGGAGUUGUUUGGCUCCUGGUUGGUUGGAUACCCGGUACCGGCGAGGCAAUUAAUGCGCUUAAAAAUGCCGGUAAAUCUAUCAAAUUCGUGUCCAACAACAGCUUCCGCACUGAUGAACAGUACAUGGAGAAAUUUGAUAAAAUUGGUGCCCGCAAUGUGCAACACGAUGACAUUGUGCAUCCGGUGAAAAGUAUUGUUCGCUAUUUGCAUCAAAAUAAGCCGGGACAACGUGUCUACUCGCUCAUGUCCCUGGAGGCCAAUGAGACAUUGCGUAAGCACGGGAUUGAGUACGAAUCACUGCAAAUCAAGGAGCAUUUAACCUCGGCCACGCUGGUGGAUUAUCUGACCAUUGAGGAGCCUGUGGAUGCAGUGCUCUUUGAUAUACAUCUGGAUCUGUCAUACGUGGAGCUGGCCAAGGCCAUACGUCAUCUGCAGAUGAAUGAGAACUGCCAGCUGAUAGCCGGUGGUAGUGAUGUCAUUAUGCCACUGGCCGAUAAUCUUAAUGUGGCUGGCUUCUAUGAUUUCCUGCAGCAUGUUAAGCGUUAUACGGAUCGGGAGGCCACCUUUCUUGGCAAACCAUCGCCCAUUCUCGGCGAGAUGCUUAAGAACAUGUACAACAUUGAGGAUCCCAGUCGUUGCAUAUUUGUGGGCGAUAUGUUGGUACAGGAUGUGCAAUUUGGCAAAUCCUGCGGCUUCCAAUCGCUGCUUGUGCUCUCCGGCAGCCUGACCAAAGAUGAUAUGGAUGCGGCGCCACCAGAAGCUCAGCCAGACUAUUAUGCCGAUAGUCUGGCCGAUUUUGUCCAAUUGCUGAAGAAUGUACAAUAGACUUAAAGCGAAUUCAGCAUAGCUGUCAACUUUAUUACUUAUUGUUGUUCGUGUUGUCCAGUUUCAUUGAAUUAAAAAAAAUAUAUCUAUA
This is a messenger RNA of Drosophila innubila, 1354 nucleotides long. Its product is annotated as glycerol-3-phosphate phosphatase. The transcript has 2 exons. Gene Ontology annotation, molecular function: phosphatase activity. The record is from RefSeq and is a predicted model, not a curated record. Bases 352 to 1263 code for a protein of 303 amino acids. Lineage: Eukaryota; Metazoa; Arthropoda; Insecta; Diptera; Drosophilidae. Gene Ontology annotation, cellular component: cytoplasm.